AUCAUACAAGUAUUAUGGUGCACAAUUAUUUUGCAAUGCAUGGCUCUAAAUCAGUGCAAGCAUUAUUAUUGGCCAUUGUAGUAAUUGGCGUGUCUAUGAUGCAUCCAUGUAAAAGUUUGAGUACUAGUAGUACUUCACCAUCCUUAUGUGAGUUCCCGGCCAUCUUCAACUUUGGAGACUCAAACUCCGACACUGGAGGCAGGUCGGCCGCGUUUGGCCAGAUAGGACCACCUCAUGGUCAGACCUUCUUCCAUGCCCCUGCCGGAAGAUACUCCGAUGGACGUCACAUUAUUGAUUUUAUAGCUAAAAGCUUUGGACUUCCAUAUCUCAACGGGUUCCUUGAUUCAGUUGGAUCCAACUUUAGCCAUGGAGCCAACUUUGCUACGGCAGGGUCUACUAUUAGACCUCAGACCACCAUUUAUUAUAGCCCAUUUUCUCUUAAAAUUCAGUCUAAUCAAUUUUAUGAUUUCCAUCAACGCUCUCAGAUCUUUCGUGAUAAAGAAGAUAUUUUCAAGAAAUUAUUGCCGAAGGCAGAGUAUUUCUCGGAAGCUCUUUACACAUUCGAUAUUGGCCAAAAUGAUUUGGUGGCUAGUUAUUUUCCAAAUAUGUCAAUUGAUCAAGUCAAGGAAACCAUACCCGACAUGUUGGAUCAAUUCAAGACAUAUGCCAAGUCCAUAUACAAGCAAGGAGCAAGGUACUUUUGGAUACACAAUACGGGCCCACUAGGAUGCCUACCGUAUGUGCUGGAUGGCCUCCCACUUACCACCCAAAUGGACCCAACUGGAUGUGCAAUCCCUAUUAAUGAAUUGGCCCAAUACUUUAACUUUGGGCUUAAGAAAGCUGUGGCCCAACUCAGAGAAGACAUGCCAUUAGCCUCAAUCACAUACGUUGAUGUCUACUCAAUUAAGUAUGACCUCAUUAGCAAUGCUAACAAAUAUGGUUUUAUAUAUCCAUUAAAAGCAUGUUGUGGACAAGGAGGAAAAUAUAACUAUGACUCACAUAAAGGUUGUGGAGCAAGGUUUAUGGAUCAUGGUAAAGAAAUUUUAGUUGGAGCUUGCAACAAUCCACUAGUCAAGAUCAAUUGGGAUGGAGCUCACUACACCGAUGCGGCUAACAAAUGGGUCUUUGAUCGUUUAGCUGAUGGAUUAUAUUCGGAUCCGCCUAUUUCAUUGAAAAGGGCCUGCUACAAGUACUAACGGAUCAUAUUUGGGUUUGUUAUAAAAGUAUAAUAACUUCAUACUAGGUACAUUUGGUUCAUCAACGUAAUAAAUAGAACCUUCAGGUUAGAGUGUUGAUAUGAAAAA
Messenger RNA from Chenopodium quinoa (quinoa), 1304 nucleotides. RefSeq names its product GDSL esterase/lipase At3g26430-like. Gene Ontology annotation, molecular function: hydrolase activity, acting on ester bonds. The record is from RefSeq and is a predicted model, not a curated record. Lineage: Eukaryota; Viridiplantae; Streptophyta; Magnoliopsida; Caryophyllales; Amaranthaceae. The transcript has 5 exons. The coding region runs from base 15 to 1196 and encodes 393 amino acids.